AUGGCCCCCUCGUCCAAGAACACGCCGUCCCAAGCCCGUCCGCGUGAGAAGCGCUCGCGAUCGCGCGCCGCCAGUCCGACCUCUGCCACGGCCAGUGGUAGCGGCGGUGCGCCCACAACCACCCCGUAUCUCCAUACUUCCCUGCUGGUCCUGUCUCCGAAUCUGUCCAUCGACGCUCUGAUGGACAAGCACGCCACAAACUCGACCAGUCCCNCCUUGGCCUCGAGCCUGCAUGCUCUGCACGACAGCAUCCACUCACACGUCCUGCCCAACGUCCGCUCCCUCAGCGACGCUUGCGAUCGCAGCAUGCGCGAGCUCUCGAGGAAAAGAAAGUUCCGCGCCGACCAAGAACUCGACCGCGAGCGCCGCGAAGACGAGGCAGAACAGCGCAAAAGGNCCCGUGUCGCAAAGAAGAACGAUUCACACCGGCCUCCCACUGUUGGCGCCCACGGCCUUGCGCGCCAGGAUGGCCAACCUUCUCCUCCUCCCGAAUCCNCCUCUGCCAGCAAAUCUGCUGCCGAAAACGACUCUUCGUCGCCUGCUCCCUCCGAUGCCGAACACCAACCGCCCCCUGCUCCCGCCAUUGCGCAUUACGAAACCUUUGGUAACGACCCCACUCAGUUCGACGACCCUACCAUAUAUCACAUUCGCGACUGGACGCCCGACAUGACUGACGACGAGAAAAAGGCAAUCUUCUGUGUUGCUCGCUUCCCUCACGAUGAUUUGCACGACCUGACACCUGGUACCCCUCCAGAUAUGGACUUUAGUAGCGCCAAACCCGCCAGUCAGAUCAACUUCUCCACCUUCCAAGCUUAUGUCGAGCCCUACAUUCGUCCCCUGACCGAAGAAGAUGUUGCCUUUCUGAAAGAACGCGGCGACCGUGUCACACCAUAUCUUAUUCCACCGCGAGGUCCUAUGCCAUACACCGAAGUCUGGGCCAAAGAAGACGGUGUGAGCCAUCAUGAUUUUAACAUUCGUCUGCCUUUAAAUGAGCCUAGAGGGAACAUUGAAGAAAUGAACGACGAUGUCGCCGAAACUGCUCAAGUGUCGGCUGGGCCGUUGAUAUCACGUCUUAUGAGCGGAUUCCGUCAUGAUCCGCAUUUCCCCAAAGACGACCAAGCUAAUGGUAAUGCCGACGUCUCGAUGACCAACGGAGAAAGCACCGCAGGCGGUCAAGAAAACGAGCAACCCACAAACAACGAAGAACCAUCGGACACCGUCGCCUCCUUCAAGCCUGCGACACAUUUCCCAGAUCAGCACAAGAUUCCUCUUAACGCAGGUCGCGACUUUGCACCUCUAGAACAGCGAACGUUACAAGAACUACGUUAUUGCGGCUUUGUUACGCCAGAAGCAACACCGGAUUAUGAUUCACAGUACGAUGAUGAAGUCGCUGCCCGUCUACGCUAUCUGCAAUCAGAGCUCCAGCGUGUUUCAGGAGAGAAUACUGCUCGAAAAGCACGUGUACUUGAGUUGACAGAGGAGCGCAUGGCCAUGCAAGAAUACUCCACCAUCGCUGAUGACCUGGACACUCAGAUCAAUACGGCCUACUUGAAGCGGAACCGUACAAUGAGCAAGCCCAAAAAGGGUGCAGGCAAGGCAAGGCCGGGCGGUACUGGUGUGGCCAUUAGCCGAAACUUGGUCAGCGAAGGCGUCAAGAUGUUGAUGGACAGAAGAAAGGAGUGGAGGGAGCUCAUCGGUCCGGUCGUCGACUUCGGACAACAACGGAUACCGAAAGAGACUGUGUUUGACAUGGACAACAUGGAGAGGCUCGAAAAGGUCGAGGCCGAUGCUGGCGAGGAGGAAAUAGAAUAG
Messenger RNA from Aureobasidium vineae, 1812 nucleotides. The record is from the annotation of a GenBank genome assembly. NCBI's taxonomy places the organism in Eukaryota, Fungi, Ascomycota, Dothideomycetes, Dothideales, Saccotheciaceae.